AAGCCAUCACAAACACAACAAGAGGACAUCGGCCGCAGGCUACUAGAUAGUCUACUUUCGCGAACUCCUGCAAAUUCCUCGGCUUUCACUAAACUGAGAAGAUUCCAGCACCCAACAAGGAUCAUGAGCUCAUUUACCCAGAGGUCCAGCAAGCCAUAUAUGCCCUCGCGCUCCGGUGAAUGGACCGAGAUACAGGCGAUCACUGAAAAGGUUCUCCGCUUGGAGAUCGGGGAAGCAACAAAGCCAAUGGCCAUAGACAGUAGCAUCAGACCCCAUCUUCCGUCCGCAGAGGAAUGCCUUCGCAAUUUGUCAGCAGGAACGAACCAUUCUGUACCUUCAUCUUUGGCGGAAGUCUUGAUUUCGAGGAUCGAGCAGCUUCGGAAACGGAUGCUCCUCAGUUACACUGAAUCCGUAUCUCAGAUGGCAUCUUCCAGCGAGUUCACGGGUAUAGAUGAUGCGGAUGUACAGCACAAGUACAGUCGCAGCAUCGAGGUCUGGUUUGAUCGAGCUGUAGGAGAGCUUUUUGACGCUCUCUCGGCGAAAACAAAGAAUCGUCAACCCGGAUCUAGCAGUCCUACUUCUCACCCCGAAAUCCUCCAGCUAGCUUUUGACGUAAACCCUACUCCCAACGAUAAGGAAAGGGAGAUGUUGGCGUCCGCUUCAGGGUUCACGUACAAGCAGGUUACGACAUGGGUGGGUACAUCUCAUAUAUAUCGGAUUAGUUUCCAAAAUCAUCGUCAACGCGUCAAAAGUCAUCCCGUUGACCCGCAGAUUACUGCAGGAAAGACGCCUGACAAGCAGGCUUCACGGAAACCUGGAAAGCACGUCGCAUCACGUCCUGCUGCUGCUAUUCCUAGAGGGGCGACGAAGAAGUACCGCAAGAAUACGUCGAACGAUGCGCAGAGUGAAUAUGUAUCAACGCUGCCGCCAACGGGAACGAAUACCGCCACUCGCGUUACAUCGCGCUCGGGCGGCGAUAGACGACAGCAGGAAUCGGGAGGUUUCGUCGGCGGCGUAUCUGCAAAGGAAACUACAGUGCACCACGAGCGUGUUUCAUCCGGACACAGCAGCGCUGGCUGGUCUUUGUCGGACGCGAUCGUUCCGCCGAACAGAGAGAUCAGACCUCUUAGGCGACUCCCCGCAACCAGGAAACUCCCCUCGGCUGCAACGAACCUCACCCCCGCAAAUCCGACACUCGUGGGAAUCCCAGAAAACAACGCCAACAUGACUUCGCCGGCGGAAGAUGCUGGCUUAUCGUCGGUGGCCACGGGGACGUCAUUUGAGCGUGAGAGAAUACCCAGUCUGACACGCAGCGUAUCCUCUGCCUCCACGGUUAGUGUGGGGGAGUUCCCACAACCACACGACGAGCCGCUCUUCGCGCAUCAUCCGCAAACACUUCCUUCGAGAGGAGCUAUGAUAGCACAGCCGAGAGAUAGUCAGAUUGGUCGUCAGGAGGAUGUCUCGUUCGCUACGCCAGCGAAGACGUCACAUGGCGAACGGAAGGAAUUGCUCACUCACGCGCCGUUUCAGCCGUUGGCCGCUGUCCAAGCGCCGAUGUAUCGCCAUCCGAUGCCCAACACGCAAAUCCAGGAUGCCCAUCAGCACCACACGCUUCCUUCGGUCUCGACAAUGGUUCCUCCUGGCGCAUCACCAGUUCAGCCCAACCUCUACCAGAUGAUGAGGGACGAAGCGGGUAACCAGUUCCUCGUCCAGGUUAACAGUAUCAUCCCGAUGCCGGUCCAGCCGUCGUACUUGCCUUACCAACAACCUCCGUACGCCCGCUACGACCAGCACGAGCAGGACCUCCGGGCGGUCUCUUACGCUACGCAAGCGAUUCCUGAUGAGAACCGGUUUGAGAAGAUCGAGACCCCUCCUCCUUCGAUACCCAGUCAGGCCGGAACACGAUUAUCUUCCCCGGAAACUUCGGUCGAGCAGACUCCUUCGCCUUACCUGACCCCGGAGAUGCAGGUGAAGCGUACGGCGACGCUGGCAACGAGCAUCGUCGGUUAUACGGGACUCGAACCCAACAUCCCGCACGGACCCAGUCAGACUCUCGCAUCACCUGCCGAGAUCGCUACUCCCGCCUCGAAUCGUACUCAAACCCAGGCACUCCCCACAGCUGAAGCCUUCCUGAACGAGCAUUUCCCCUCUGGAGAAUCACAAACCGUUCCAGCACUCUCGGUGGACGGGGUGUCGUUCUCCUUUGCAGAGCUCGAGGCGGGGAACUUUGUGCUGGAUGAAGGGACGUUGAGGGAUAUGGAGGCUUUGUUGGGGAUGGAGCCUGUUGUCGCGGCUGAACCUGUCGUCGACCUUAACGGCAACGUUAAGGACACUCCUCAAGGGCAAGCUGAAGAGAAGAACAAGAAGAACGAAGGAAAUCAAACGCAAGCGCGGGGGCAGGAGGAAUACUUGCCUGAUACUACGGGGACACCAGGGUCGGAGAACUCGGAUGCGACUGUCGAAGUCGUCUUCGGGCAGAACGUUUCGAGCCAGGGAUCUUACGGUUCUGCGACCUCAAUCGCUCCCGCUCAGAUCCACACUGCAGGCCCGAUGCACGCUGCGACUCCCGUUUACGAUCUCAACGGAUUCCAUCCCCCGGGCAAGACCGGACAGGGGAUACCGACUAUGGGUUAUGCACCUGAGCAAGUCUCCAUGCCCUACCCUCCUUCGGUCCCGAUGUCGCAGACGAGGUCAAGCGAGACGAUCUCUCCUUCCGACAUCCAACUUCCAGAUCCCCAUCGCCAAAUAGACGCGCCGAUCCAGGUCCAGCAUCACCCUCCUGCUCAGGACCAGUACGUCUAUGCGCAACCGCACUCGCAGGUCUAUAGCAUGCAGGAGCAACCUCUGCCGCAACCGCAACCAUUGGGAGGAUGGAAGUACGAGUGGGAGUUUGGGGUCUUGCCCUUUGAGACGAUGCCUGCUGGGGAGAUGUGGACGUAUUGAGCGGGAUAGGUACGAAGGAGGGGAGAUACUGUAAGUUCCGGUUCGUCUGCUCUUGUAGGUUGUUCGGACGGUCCGGACUGA
Messenger RNA from Filobasidium floriforme, 3024 nucleotides. RefSeq lists its product as uncharacterized. Gene Ontology annotation, molecular function: DNA binding. The annotation marks the transcript as partial. Lineage: Eukaryota; Fungi; Basidiomycota; Tremellomycetes; Filobasidiales; Filobasidiaceae. The record is from RefSeq and is a predicted model, not a curated record. The transcript is spliced from 4 exons.